AUGUCAAUAUCUGCAAUUGCCUCGCUGCGGCCGGCUGGAGGCAAAUGCCUUCGCCAUGCCACGACGGGGCUGCUCUCAGUGCAGGUCAAGUCCCCAACGGCAACCGUCCACCUGCGGGCUGUUGUAGCUCUGCGCCCCGAACAGAGACGACUCCAAUCGACGACUCCGUCGCCCCGAGACAAUGCAUCGACGACUAAGAAGCCUCAAAUUACCUUUCGACAGUUUAUUGGGCGCGCUCUCGGAGUCAGUCUGCGGAAUCUCGUGGUGGCGCUGAGCCCUCAAGGCAUCCGGCGGUCGUAUCGCGAGAAUCCGGCCGUGACCACCAUGAACAUUCUUCUCUUAGUAUUCACACUCGUCUUCUCUGCGGUAGCGAUCCGAGCCUAUAUCAAUACCUUUUACAACUCGCAAUUCAGCAGAUACCCAGAGCCUGUCGCAAAUACUUUGCGCCGCGCCAUCUACUACACCAAUUACAAACCCGAUCCCGAGCUUGCUCUGAGAUAUUAUAAAAAGGCGAUGGAGCAGUGCACAGAAGUUGGGCUAGAUCCUUUCUCUGACGAGGUGCUGGGCAUCAGGAUACAAGUCGCCUUUUGGCUUGAGAAGAUUAACAGCCACAAAGCUGCCAUUGACGUGCUUGAGUCAGUUCUCGGAGACUGCAGGAAGUGGGUUGAUGUCAUGGAACAGUCUGUAAAGGACGGAAAGGUGAACGACCAGGGAAGAUAUGUUGGUGAUGCUCAACAGCAAGUCGCUGCAGCGAAACCCGCUUCUGAUGGCAAGGCUAAAGAGGAGGAGGCGGACGAAGCUGCGCCUGCAGAGCCCAUCGAGACUCUGUGGCACAAACGAGAGCGACUACUCUUGAAGGCCAUUUCCACAAGCGUUAAGCUGGGUGAAUUAUACGCAGAUGAACAUGUGCUCAAUCCGGACCAGUCUCACAACCAUCUCGUCUGGGCAGUCGAAUCUUCGCUGAAAGAAUUCCGAAGACGCAGAACCGAGGGUCCCAAACCCGGCGAAGAAAAGUGGCUCAGUCCCGAAGAACUUGGAGGAUCAAUGGAAUCGCUAGGUCGAGACUAUGAGCGCCGCUCUCAGUUCCAGCUCGCCAUCCCCUUAUUCUUCCAGGCCCUACGACUGUGCGAAAGCCCCUGCCACCGAGCAGUCAUCAUGAACAACCUGGCAGCGGCAUUUGCUCAGCAACCCCUCUACACUGCAGGCACAAUGGAGCCGUCUGAAGGUCUAAAGGAGCUAUUCAACGAUUCCAUGCCAAAGACGCGUAAGGAAUUCCUCGAGGCGGGAUUGAACUGGGCAAAGAACGCAUACCUUCACGCCAAGGAUGUCAAGGACGACGAUCGUACUCCCGAGUGCGACGAGGCAUGUGCUGUUGCGCUCUGCAACUGGGGAGACGUGGCAGCUAUGCUGGGCAAGCCGGAGCUGGCGAGGAACAAGUACAAUCAGUGCAUUGAGAUGAGCAAGAAGAUGGACUUUUCCGAGGGGGUGAAGCAGGCUCAAGAAGGCCUGUCAAAGCUUACGACUGCAUCUUUGACCAACGCUUAA
Molecule: messenger RNA, 1545 nt
Organism: Trichoderma gamsii
Lineage: Eukaryota; Fungi; Ascomycota; Sordariomycetes; Hypocreales; Hypocreaceae
Exons: 2
Coding region: 1-1545 (514 amino acids)
Biological process (GO): protein quality control for misfolded or incompletely synthesized proteins
Cellular component (GO): i-AAA complex
Molecular function (GO): misfolded protein binding
Source: RefSeq, a predicted model, not a curated record